Penaeus monodon (black tiger shrimp) is the source of this 1179-nucleotide messenger RNA. RefSeq lists its product as uncharacterized. The record is from RefSeq and is a predicted model, not a curated record. NCBI's taxonomy places the organism in Eukaryota, Metazoa, Arthropoda, Malacostraca, Decapoda, Penaeidae.
AGAAUGAUGGCAAGAAGCCAGGCUCGCAGAGCUGGGUUGAGCAAAAACAUAGGGGAUGUUACCAACAAAGAGAACGCUGGAAUUUCUGGAACCACAAGAAGUCGUCUGAAGCAAAUAAAUUCCAUGUAUUCAGAUGAAAGUCAGCUGUCAGAGCCAGCAAUGCCCCUACAUUUAGUUAAUAGUGAAGCAACAGAAUGUAAGAUCCUGAAGAAGCAAUGUAGCCCAAGAAAGGCCCCCUCACCAGGUCUUGGUGAGGGUCAGGAUGGAGCUGAAUGUCUCAUAUCUAGUAAAGUGUCCACAAGUGUGGGACCUACUUCUCCUUGCCGAGGUGGGCUGACAGCACUUGCCAGGAGAUGUCAGCAGAUGAGGGAGUGGGAGGAUGACUACACAUAUCAUUCUACCAAUCAUGGCUCUCAGGUAGUGGUAGAGGGUAGCCCAGCUUUCUCUGCUUCACAACUGCAUGGCAAACAUAAGAAUAUGCAUGAGCCAAAUUCAUCUAGAAUGGUAACAUUGCAUGGGGCAACAUCACAAGUAAUGGGUUGCACAACAGUAUCAUCCAGUGGUUUGCAGAGUCCCAUUUGCUCUAGUGAUUCAGCAUCCAACUUAAACACAGUGCCCAAAUACCUCUUCGGUGAUGGUCCUUCAGGUAUGGUUCAGGUUGCAGGUGGUGGGUCUGUGGCGUUCUGCUCCCCAAAUAGGGCACCCCCCUUCAGUAUUCCUAUUCUAAAGUUUACAUCUCUCAGUUAGUAUGCAUCAGAGUCAGAGCUGUCAAGAGCCAAACAAAUGUCACAGACAGAGAGCCCUGCCUCUCCUACCAAAAAGUUAAACUGGGACAGAGGACUCCUUAAUUCUCUGGUAAGUGCUCUGUGUAUUAAUGUAGUAAGGUUAAUUUCUGAAGCACAAGGUUUUACUCCAACUGAGUCUCGUUCUCGCCUUUAUUAUGACUUCAAGAAAGAAGGGAAGGUAAAACGAGACAUCUCUCCAAAGAAGCAAGUGCAGAUGACUCAGGGUGAUGUAGGCUUCUCUAGUCCCACCCAGGCAAAAGGCUUGAGCCUGGCAGACAUUGUGAUGAGCAGAGCCCCAAAAAAGGUGAAAGUCACCAAAAGGGAACUGAACACAACUUUGGCUUAAAUCAGCCAAGUGCCACUUUUUAGUGAAACUGUCACCAUGCGCAGUUGA